Parus major (Great Tit) is the source of this 3945-nucleotide messenger RNA. It is a transcript of the gene CCDC47, whose product is annotated as coiled-coil domain containing 47. The record is from RefSeq and is a predicted model, not a curated record. The transcript has 13 exons. Lineage: Eukaryota; Metazoa; Chordata; Aves; Passeriformes; Paridae. Gene Ontology annotation, molecular function: calcium ion binding. Gene Ontology annotation, biological process: endoplasmic reticulum calcium ion homeostasis. The coding region runs from base 977 to 2431 and encodes 484 amino acids. Gene Ontology annotation, cellular component: endoplasmic reticulum.
UCUCCAAAAUCUGCCACCGAGCUCGGGUCUAGGCUCCAGAUCCCCCGAGCAAACCCCGAGCUGGUGAAUGUUCAGCACAGGGAGCAGCAGCAGUAUCAAGUCUGGGCAGCCGGUGUGGAGAGCGGAGAAUGAAUCGGUUCCUUUUGCAAGGGAAAGUCGGUGGCGUGUGGGUCGUGGAGGGCCUGCCGAGGAUACUCUCUCUGCUUCCUGGAGUUUGUACUUGAAACCCAUUCUGUCAGAUUGCUGACCUGAGGGCGUGCUCCAGCUCUCAUCCACCUCUGGCUCCACUGUAUCCUUCGAAUUGGCUGCAGAAAUUUAUUUUACAUGAAGCUCUUUGGAGCUGUCGGGUCUUCUGAAAGUGGAUGUGCUCAAAUAGUCUUGGAAUACUUACUGUGAAAUGUUAGAGUUUGGUCGAGCAGGUGGCUCUGUUGUCCUGUCGUUUUUAACAGACUGCAAAUUCCGUCCUAUCGAAAUAGUAUUUUGGGGUUUUUUUCCUGCUUAAAUUCACAUAAAAUUGUGAGGGUCCCACACGACAUUCCAAAUUCCUGGGCUUGGCGUUGCUGAACUUUCCAUCCUAUUAAGGUUCUGUGACCGUGUUCUGUGCGGGUUUUUGCUGGAGUGCGGAGUGUUUGACAGAGGUAUUUAUUUUAGUCAUCCUUGUCAUAGCAGUGGGUUCCCUGUGUGAGGCACUCAGAGGAAUGCUGGUCAAAUUUAGAAACAAAUCAUUUCUAUUCUAAGUUUACGAGAGAACACUCUGAUUAACAUUCAGGUUCCCACUUGGAUCUGCUUGCGGGAGGAGGUAAAAUGAGCCUGACAGCAGAGCCUGAUGCAGCUGAUCCUCUGUGCCUGGUCGUGAAGUGCAUCUGAGGGGUUGUUGCUGCCUUUUUUGGACCUUGGAGAAGGUGCCCCAACCUGAAGGGGAGGUUGGGACUCUUUUGAACUCAAGCAGAAAAGACUGGAAGCUGAGGGCAAAACAAUGAAAAUGAAGAAUAUAUAUAUUUUUAUCGCUGUCCUGUUCAUCCCAUGGAGCUUUUCUUUGGCAAAGUAUGAUGAAUUUGAGGAUGGAGAUGACAUUAUGGAAUAUGAUGAUAAUGACUUUGCUGAAUUUGAAGAUGUGAGUGAAGAUACAGUCACAGAGUCUCCUCAGAGGAUCAUCACUACAGAAGAUGAUGAAGAAGAAGCUACUGUAGAGCUUGAAGGUCAGGAUGAAAAUCAGGAAGACUUUGACGACGCAGACACACAGGAAAGUGACACCGAGAGUGAACCAUACGAUGAUGAGGAGUUUGAGGGGUAUGAAGAGAAACCAGAUGCAUCUCAUAGCAAAAAUAAAGACCCCAUAACAAUAGUUAAUGUCCCUGCUCACCUUCAGAACAGCUGGGAGAGUUAUUACAUGGAGAUCCUGAUGGUAACAGGUCUCCUGGCUUACAUCAUGAACUACAUCAUUGGGAAGAACAAAAACAACCGCCUGGCUCAUGCUUGGUUCAACACUCACAGGGAGCUGCUAGAAAGUAACUUUGCUCUUGUUGGGGAUGAUGGCACUAAUAAAGAAGCUACAAGCACUGGGAAACUAAAUCAAGAAAAUGAACACAUAUAUAACUUGUGGUGCUCUGGAAGGGUGUGCUGUGAAGGAAUGCUCAUCCAGUUAAAGUUUCUCAAGAGGCAGGACCUGCUGAAUGUCCUGGCGCGCAUGAUGAGGCCGGCGUCAGACCAAGUGCAAAUAAAAGUGACAAUGAAUGAUGAAGAUAUGGACACGUAUGUGUUUGCUGUAGGAACCAGAAAAGCACUGGUGAGGCUUCAGAAAGAGAUGCAGGACCUGAGUGAGUUCUGCAGUGAUAAACCUAAGUCUGGUGCAAAAUAUGGGCUUCCAGAUUCACUGGCUAUCUUGUCAGAGAUGGGAGAGGUCACAGAGGGAAUGAUGGACGCUAAGAUGAUCCAUUUCCUCACACACUACGCUGACAAGAUUGACUCUGUCCAAUUCUCGGACCAGUUCUCCGGUCCAAAACUUAUGCAAGAGGAGGGCCAGCUUACAAAACUGCCCGAAACUAAAAAGACACUUCUGUUUACAUUUAAUGUGCCUGGCUCAGGCAACACUUCCCCAAAGGACAUGGAGUCUUUGCUGCCUCUGAUGAGCAUGGUUAUCUACUCCAUUGACAAAGCAAAGAAGUUCCGGCUGAACAGAGAAGGUAAGCAAAAAGCUGACAAGAACAGGGCUCGUGUGGAAGAGAACUUCCUCAAGCUGACUCAUGUGCAGAGACAGGAGGCUGCCCAGUCCCGCCGGGAGGAGAAGAAACGGGCGGAGAAGGAGCGAAUCAUGAACGAAGAGGAUCCUGAGAAGCAGCGUCGGCUGGAGGAAGCUGCUCUGCGGCGUGAGCAGAAGAAGCUUGAGAAGAAGCAGAUGAAGAUGAAGCAAAUCAAAGUGAAAGCCAUGUGACUGUGUUGUGAGAAGUGUCUUGGUGCCACCUGUGGAAUUGUACUUCACAGGGUACAAAGACCUAUGUAACUCCAUAAUCCUCUGAUUCCUUGAAUACUAGUAACCAUUAAGAGAAAAGUUCUUGCAUUGGUGUUAAAUACUUAUCUAAGUAUUACAGCAAAAUGUGUGGAGAGCUUUGUCUCAGCAGUUCUGUUCCAGGUGGUACAAAGUUUUGCUACUUGUCUGUUAAAAAAAAACAAAUUGCAAUAUUCUUGAAUGCUUUUUGUCAUUUGUUCUUUAAAAACAGAAGAUUGUAAAUCUGUCCAUGUGUGCUGGUAACAUAUUCAUGCUUUGGUUUAAAACCUUGGUUUUAGUUAUAGUGAGGGCAAGGGGAAAAACUUAGGGGGAGGAAAACUGCACAAUAAACAUUUACUGUGCAUUUAUUUGCAUCAAGGCACAACACUUAGAGCCUUCCAUACACAGUAUGGAUUCUUCAGGGAUUUAAGCCCAGUAGAAUAGAUGUUCUGAUAGAAGUAGAAGAUUUUUUUAUCUUCAUUUUUUUUUACAAAGGUCCUGAAGCAGUAUUAGGUCACCCGUGGGCAUGAUUGGCUUAUGUGUAAAACAAAGAGAUGGUGAGAACCAAGGGAAUGGAAUACAUGGACAGUUUCCUCCUUGUGUGUUUGGGUGCUGCUAACUUAAAACAAUUUGGAAUCUGUGAUGUCAGCACAGUGUUCCUUCAGGACUGAGUGCAUGGUGAGUUAGCAAUUCAACCAGCUUUCCUCCAAUAUUUUUAACUGUUCAAGUUUGCCUCAACCCCUUCUCUCCUGAUCUCAGCAGCUGCUGCCCUGUUCAGCCAGGAACCAGAUCUAGUGGAGUACCUGCAGUUCCCAAUCUCCCCAAGCCAGUGGAAAUGUUUCAGGAGGAUAUUUGUCCUCUUCAGCCGGUCAGUGAUCCCUUCAGGGUUUUGAAUCUAAAUGGGAAGAAUGAAGUGAAUGCCCUGUGCAAGCACUUUGCUGGGAGAGCUCUGCAUUUUAUAAAUGCUUCCUGUCCAGAAGGCAUUUUAUUGUUGCUUGUAACAGACUUUUAACAGUUUUGUGGGGAAACAAUGUCCUGCAUUUUCUUGUUCAAUACUUUGUGGAAACUUGGUUCUGAGGCAAUAAGAAUUAGCUGCUGUUGAAACAGCAAUUGCUUAAACUCCUUGUUCCAGCAUGGGAUACUUCACCCUGAUUGAAAUGCAAAUGUCUGUAACCUGAUACAUGCAAAUACAUUAAUUUUAUAAUGGUUGGUAAAAUUAUUUAAAACCAAAAUUAAUGUAGAUUAUGUGAAAUUUUAGCACUAUUUAGCUUUAAAGAUUAAUAUGUUAUUGUUUCACAGAGUUCUUUGAAAGGAAAUACUAAUUUGUGCUCUUUUGAGUAACUGGACAGCUUUCCUGAAGUCCCAUCCAGUUGUGGGCCAUGGCAGCUAAUUUUGUAAUACAAACAUUCAAAUGAACAAUCUAAUGAAGAGUAAAAUAUAAUUGAAACACUCCUGCUUUA